This is a messenger RNA of Phytomonas sp. EM1, 1083 nucleotides long. The record is from the annotation of a GenBank genome assembly. NCBI's taxonomy places the organism in Eukaryota, Euglenozoa, Kinetoplastea, Trypanosomatida, Trypanosomatidae.
GGGUAUGUUUUUUUAUCUGAAAAAUGAUGCAUACUCUCACUACUAGGGACAUCACCCCCCAAGCUAUUCAACAGCAGCUAGAAUAUCUACUAAAAUGCGAAGAGCAUCUUACCCAGCUCAAGGAGCAGCGACAAGCACUUCAAGAGUUGAUUGAAAAAGAAGAGAGUCACCUCACGGACAUCAAGCAUGAUGUCCAGUGGCGGCAACUUAUGGCAGAGGUGGAGGGAAUUCGGAACGAGGAACCUUUAUGCAAUGACGAUAACGAGGGAGCUAAUAGCAACAUCGCCCGCCUAUGUAUCGCCUUCGAGGAUGCGAUUCAAAAAUUUAAAAGUAGCCUCAUUCAACCCGAGGACUAUGGCUCCGGCAGCGGUGACGAGUCUGUGAUUCCAUAUAGUGACACCGAUGAUUACGCCGACUUCACCGUCCUCGAGGAUGUUAUAGAGGAUGCGUUGGGUGAGGUGGAGUCCUUGUUGAUUACAAACAGUGCAACACAGUCGAGGGGUGUGGUUAGCAUGAAAUCAUCCUCAGUAUCUAUACAUGCUCAAGAAUCUUUUGUGGACAGCAAGUUCAGUGAGUCGUCGAAUGACUCAAGAAGCUAUUCUUUUCUGCACGAAUCAGAGUCUAGCAAAGACCAGGCCGCUGCCAGGAAAAGAGAUUGCGGUGAUUCUGCCGAGAUGGAAAAAGAAAAUCAGCAGCGUCGUGUUGAGCGUCGUCGUGGGCUUUUGCUGCUUCUAGUACUUUCAUUGUAUGUUGGCCGAAUUGAGGAACUUUGCAGCUUUGCCGAGAUAUCUGAUCAAAGUGACGUUCCAAGUGCCGAUGCUGAUGAGGCCCGUGACAGUGUUGUAGUGAUGUGGCAGUCUUUGCUUAAUGAUUCAAAGAUCCUGACGGAGGAUGAGCGAAGGGAGUGGGCUAAUAUAGUCUCUACCUACCUAGGCUCUCCGUUCGAUACCCCACCUUUGAGAAGCAUUAUUUGAAAAUACAGAGAAACGUGCACUCGCAGUGUGUUGUUAACAUUAUUGAAGGCUCUGAAUAGCAUCGAUGGUAAAAAAGUGGUUAUGGGGUGCAAAGUAGGCUUAAAAGAAA